AUGCUGGGCAAAGCUCCGCUGGCUGUUGCCGUCCUGGCAUCCGUGACUCGAGCUGCCCAGCCCGAGGCGCCAGCACCCAUCGCAGCACCGAUGCGUGAUCUCGAUUGGGGAGAGCUCAACUUCCUGCACACCACUGAUACACAUGGCUGGCAUGGCGGCCAUCUCCAAGAAAGCCAGUAUUCGGCUGAUUGGGGCGACUAUGUAUCCUUUGCAGACCACAUGCAUCGCAUGGCCGACGAGAAAGGCGUCGAUCUCCUCCUUGUCGACACAGGCGACCGAGUCGAAGGCAACGGGCUUUAUGAUGGCUCGGACCCCAAGGGUCAAUUCACCUACGACAUCAUGGGUCAGCAAUCUAUCGACGCCAUAUGCACCGGCAACCACGAACUAUACCUCGAGGAUACCGUCGAGCGCGAGCACGACAUCACGGUUCCCAUGUUCAAGAAGUCGUAUUUGGCUUCAAACCUCGAUUACAUAGAACCACAGAGUGGCAACAGCAUACCGCAAGCCCAGCGGUAUCGGACCUUCACCACGAAGAAUCGCGGCUACAAGGUAGUUGCGCUCGGGUUCCUGUUCAACUUUGACAGGAAUGCCAACAACAGCGUUGUGCAGCCUGUGGAGGAGACCGUCAAGGAAGAGUGGUUCAUCAAGGCAAUCCAGGAGAAGCCUGAUGUGUUCCUCGUCAUUGGCCACAUCGGGCUGCGAAUGAAGGAAUUCGAGAUUAUUUUCGACGCGAUCCGAAGCCAGAACUGGGACACUCCGAUCGCGAUCUUUGGCGGGCAUGCCCAUGUUCGCGAUGCGCGCAAGUUCGACAACAAGGCAUAUGCUAUUGCCAGCGGACGGUAUUUCGAGACCAUUGGGUGGAUGUCAAUCGAUGGUAUCAAGACAGGGACCAGCGAUGUUUCUCCACUGAAGGGCAGCCCAGCCUUCAAGCGGCGCUAUAUCGACAACAACCUCCUGGGCCUGUACCAUCACACCGGCCUCAAUGAGACGACCUUCCCAACGGACCAUGGCCGGAAUGUCACAAAGAUGAUUACCAAGGCACGGAAAGAGCUGAAGUUGGACCACAGGUUUGGCUGUGCGCCUCAAGACUACUGGAUGACUCGAGCCGAGUACCCGGGCACCGACAGCGUCUUCACUCUUCUAGAAGAACAGAUCCUGCCCGACAUUGUCAAGAACAAAGACCGCCCCAAGACGCCCCGUAUAGCCAUACAAAACACGGGCGCCAUACGUUUCGACAUCUUCAAAGGACCUUUUACGAAGGAUACCACCUACCUCAUCUCCCCGUUCACCAGUGGCUUCUCCUAUAUCCCGGAUGUCACCUACACAGUGGCUAAGAGGGCGAUCCAGAUGCUCAAUAGAGGUGGUCCCGCCCUGGCUGCCAGUGAUCUGAAGGCUUUGACGAUUCCUGAGAUGCGUCACCCAAGCCCGUUCCUCUCCUUCAGCGACCGGAGUCUCUCACAAGGGCUCGCAUUACAAGGACAGCAAGCCAACACCUUUACAAAGAACUUCCAAUUGAGCAAGCCUAACCUGGUCGCCGGUUAUACCACCAAAGAUGAUCUUGGCGAUGACGGAGACGAUGCUGAACACUCGCCCAUCCAAUUUUUCCAGGUGCCCAACGUCAUCUCUGCCGACAUUGAGUUCCCUAAGGAUGGGGACCCUGACAAGGUGGAUGUUGUGUUCAAUGAUUAUCUGCAGCCGUAUAUCAUCCCGGCCUUGCAGUUUUCUGGAGGGGACUAUGACAGCGACAACGUGAAGCGCUAUGUCGAGGGGAGUUUCACAGAUCUGCUUGCAGCCUGGAUUAAGGAGAAUUGGACCGGAAAGUGCUAG
This is a messenger RNA of Microdochium trichocladiopsis, 1827 nucleotides long. RefSeq names its product Metallo-dependent phosphatase-like protein. NCBI's taxonomy places the organism in Eukaryota, Fungi, Ascomycota, Sordariomycetes, Xylariales, Microdochiaceae. Gene Ontology annotation, cellular component: cytosol. The transcript is spliced from 2 exons. Gene Ontology annotation, biological process: nucleotide catabolic process. Gene Ontology annotation, molecular function: hydrolase activity. The record is from RefSeq and is a predicted model, not a curated record. Bases 1 to 1827 code for a protein of 608 amino acids.